AUGGCGUCGAUGAGGGACAGUGACACCGGCCUGUGGCUCCAUAACAAGCUGGGAUCAACGGACGAGUUGUGGGCACCUUCUAGCAUUGCUUCGCUGCUUACAGUUUCUGUCAUCGACAACAUACGCCUGUGUUUUUCGAGUUUGUCGCCUCCCGUGAAGUUAAAACUCUUGCUUGGGAUGCUGCAUCUCCCAAGGCGGACUGUGGAUGAGAUGAAGGAGGCUCUCUCAGAGAUCAUCCAGCUGGCCACACUGGACUCUGAACCCUGGGUCCUCAUGGUGGCUGACAUUCUUAAGUCCUUCCCUGAGACUGGAUCCCUUAACCUGGACCUUGAGGAGCAGAACCCAAACGUCCAGGACAUCCUCGGCGAGCUUCGAGAGAAAGUGAGCGAGUGCGAGGCCUCUGCCAUGCUGCCCCUGGAGUGCCAGUACCUGAAUAAGAACGCCCUGACCAUGCUGGUGGGGCCUCUCACGCCCCCCGUCAAGCACUUUCAGCUCAAGAGGAAACCCAAGAGUGCCACGCUGAGGGCCGAGCUGCUGCAGAAAUCCACAGAAACUGCGCAGCAGCUGAAGAAGACUGCCGGGGUGCCUUUCCACGCCAAGGGGAGGGGCCUGGUCAAGAAGAUCGACACGACAACGCCCCUCAAGGGCAUCCCGAAAGCCCCUUUCCGAAGUCCUACCACUCCCAGCAUGUUCAGCCCCCCCAGCAACAGAACCCCCAUCGCCCCCGCGCGGACGCCCAUGCGCAAGGAGAGGGGAGUCAAGUUAUUGGACAUCUCUGAGCUGGACAUGGUGGGAGGCGGGAGAGAAGCCAAGAGGAGGCGGAAGACUAUGGACGCGGAAGCGGGCGAGAAAGCCGCCAAGGAGGAGGCGGUGGUGGAGAACACCACGCCGGACUACGCCGCCGGCUUGGUGUCCACACAGAAACUGGGGUCGCUGAACAGCGAGAGCGCCCUGCCGUCUACGAGCUACCUGCCCGCCACGCCCAGCAUGGUGCCCUCGUCCUCCUACAUCCCCAGCUCAGAGACACAGCCCGCGAACGCGGGCGGUUCGGGGCGCGAGGCCCUGCAGCCCAGCCGGCAGGCCGAGGACUCGGCGGCCCCCGGCGCCACGCUACCCGGCCAGUUCAAACAGAGGCCGCCCAUGUACAACAGCAGCAACACCAGCCCCACCGCCCCCACCUCGCCCACCACGCCCACCAGCACCCCCACCAACAGCGCCCCGCCCACCGCCGCCACAGCCACGCAGCAGGAGACGCCCACGCAGCCCCCGACCUCCCAGCCCACGCCUACGCCCGUUGCCCAGCAACCGGCGCCCAAGAAGAACCUCUCGCUUACGAGAGAACAGAUGUACGCCGCGCAAGAAAUGUUCAAGACGGCGAACAAGGUCACCCGACCGGAGAAGGCCCUUAUCCUGGGCUUCAUGGCCGGAUCACGAGAGAACCCGUGCCCAGAACAGGGUGACAUCAUCCAGAUCAAGCUGAGCGAGCACACGGAGAUCCUGCCCAAAGCAGACGGGACGGGAAGCACCACCAUGCUCGUGGACACCGUGUUCGAGAUGAACUAUUCCACAGGCCAAUGGACUCGCCUCAAGAAGUACAAGCCAAUCACCAACGUCUCCUGAGGGAGCUGGGAGCUGGGCUGGGCUGGGCUGGGCGGGGCGGGGCGGGGCGGGGAGGGGAGGGGAGGGGCGGGGAGGGGAUUGGGAUGGGGGCUGUAUCAAAAAUACAGAAACACAACAACAAAACAAAAACAACAAAAAAGUAUGGGCCAAAUCCAGCUUAAGUUGGGGUAAGGGUGGUGUGCUGGGAUCUGUGGAGAGGGGAUAAAAAAGCCUUCACGUGCUGUUUAAAUCUCCAAACGUCUAAUGCCACACCCAUCUCUGUUCAUGCAUUGCCAACUGGCAGGAACUUUUUUUUCUGUUUUUUUAUUGGGUUUAUUUUUUUUGUUUGUUUUUGGUUGUUUGUUUUUAAAGCCCACUGAAGUCCCUUCAGAUUUCCGAAUGUUCAUGAGGGGCUGGGGAAAGACUAUAUUGAUUGGCAUUUUUGAUUGGCACCUACCAGACUGUUGCUUUGUGGAGGCAGCAGUUGACUGAGGGUUGUUGAGGGUAAAAAAAAAAAAAAAAGUAUUGUGUGUUUUAUUGUGAGAAAAUUCUAAAAAUAUUUGCGGCUUCUACCAAGUUCAAAGAAAAACGUACACACACGGCAAAAUGUGAUGGUGGUUAUCUUUCUAUAAUUGUCAACUUCCUUUUUGAGAAUUCUGGCAACUGUUUGUUUUUCAACCUCAUCAAGAAGGGGAGAAAAUAAACUAGAACAGGUCCAGACUUA
This is a messenger RNA of Anguilla rostrata (American eel), 2323 nucleotides long. RefSeq names its product negative elongation factor complex member A (gene nelfa). Gene Ontology annotation, biological process: negative regulation of transcription elongation by RNA polymerase II. The record is from RefSeq and is a predicted model, not a curated record. The transcript has 11 exons. NCBI's taxonomy places the organism in Eukaryota, Metazoa, Chordata, Actinopteri, Anguilliformes, Anguillidae. Gene Ontology annotation, cellular component: NELF complex. Bases 1 to 1620 code for a protein of 539 amino acids.